Messenger RNA from Leptomonas pyrrhocoris, 1857 nucleotides. RefSeq lists its product as hypothetical. Gene Ontology annotation, cellular component: nucleus. The transcript has a single exon. Gene Ontology annotation, biological process: poly(A)+ mRNA export from nucleus. The record is from RefSeq and is a predicted model, not a curated record. NCBI's taxonomy places the organism in Eukaryota, Euglenozoa, Kinetoplastea, Trypanosomatida, Trypanosomatidae. Bases 307 to 1857 code for a protein of 516 amino acids.
GCUCACAGGCACCUUCACCACCGUCGUGCAACGCGUUUUUUCUGUUGUUGUCUGCUUUAAGGCCCUCGUCUUUCUGUUCUGUUCUGCUCCACUUUGUAAAAAAAAAAAUAAAGCGUCGGAUUCGCGUUGUUGACGGCAUAAGCGGCUCCGGAUACAAUUAACACACACAUAUAUUUAGAGAGGGAGAGGAGGUUUUGCUGCGUGACACACUGUCUAUUUGCGCAAGCGCCAGCGUCAGCACAUAGUGUUGUCUCACUGACUUCUCCCUCCGUACGAAGGUGAGGAGGGAGAGCAAAAAGAAGAAGAAUGGAGGAGGAGGAUGCCAUUUUGGGGCUUGGCCCCGCUUCUCUUCCGGUGCAGCCGCAGGCCGAGGUGGAGAUGACGCUGCCCGCCAUGAACGACGCCGGGGCGGAAGGUGGGGAGGUGGGGUGGAGUUUUGAGAAGGCACUGCGCGCCAGCAGCAACAACGUCAACGCCGUCCGCCACGACAGCAGUGACCACAGCGACGAGGAGCAGAGUGACAACGAGAACGAUGACGAUGACGAGAGUGACGCGGUGGAUGAUGCGCACAGUAACAUCCAUACUGCUAAUAAUAAUCAUACAAAUGAAGAGGUGGUCUUCCGCGAUGGAGACGGCGUUAGUGGUGUUGCGGCUGGUGGUGGUGCUGCUGCCUCCGGUCAUGCCGGCGAUGACGGCAGCAGAGGUGGGGAGGUGGACGACGACGCGUUGCUGCGCAUCAGCGACAAGAAAGAGGCGAAGCGCCUUGGCAAGAAGCUGUACAAGCGGUGGAAAAAGCUCAUCAAGAAGACCAAGAAACACAAGGGCAGCAAGAGCAAAAAGGAGAAGAAGUCGUCGUCGAAGAAGAAGAGCGGCAGCGGCAGCAAGGGAAAGGGAAAGGGCAAGAGGAAGUCACGGGCCGCCGACGUGGACGAUGUGGACGUGGACGAUCUGCUUAUCAGCAUGGGCAAUGAGGAGGACGACAACGAAAUUGGCCUGGUGCCCGCAGCCGAGCUGUCCGAUGCCGCCGCUGACAUCGAGGCACGUCUGCACAAGGCCGCCUUGCGUGAGUCGAAGAUGCGAGCUGACAAGGCCUCGAAGAAGGCAGCUCAGCAAAAGUCCACCUCGGCGGAAGUGGUGAACAUCGCGAAGGAGCUCGUGGCGGCAAUGGCAAAGGCGCGGCGGAUGGACGACGACAUCGUGAGUGGCCGGAACACGCAACCGGGUGUGUUUCCCUUGCACCGCGUCGCCCUGAAGGACCUUGUGCAAGCGCGGUGCCGGCAGGCUUUUAUGGUCGGGCCGCUGGUGGAAGCCGGUAUUAUGCAGGAGCUCAGCUACUGGCUCUACGACGUGGACCGAGCCGAGCCGGCGCCGUACGAGCUGCGCACGACGGCACUGGAUAUUCUGAUGACGUUCCCUUUGGAGGGGAGCAUCGCAAUGACCGAUGACCUCACACAGUUUAUGGGCGUCAGUCGAGAGCAUCUUAUUAAGACCGACAUCGGCCGUGCCCUCAACGCACUCCGCAAGUUCAACGACGAGACGGUGGAAAAUAGAGGUAAAUGUGUGCAGCUAUUGGCAUCCUUCAGCCGCGUCAUUAGCGGAACAGCAGAGAAGGACCAAAACGACGAGAACAAAAGCAAGGCGGUAUGGAAGUGCCAGCGAGACCCCACUGUGGCCUCGCCCUUCGAAGUCUUGGAGACGUGCUCGGAGGCGCUGCAGAAGUCGUUCAUGAAGCCGAACCCGCGCGACCCGACGUCGUACAACGGUCUGUUGCCGUGGCGUCCACCUGCGGCAACCAUCACCAACGUCUCGGGUACGCUGAAUAACUACAUUGAAAAGGCAGUCCCGAACAGGCGGUAA